Paracoccidioides brasiliensis Pb18 is the source of this 4470-nucleotide messenger RNA. RefSeq lists its product as uncharacterized. The record is from RefSeq and is a predicted model, not a curated record. Gene Ontology annotation, molecular function: metal ion binding; ubiquitin protein ligase activity; ATP-dependent chromatin remodeler activity. Gene Ontology annotation, biological process: protein polyubiquitination; DNA damage response. Gene Ontology annotation, cellular component: nucleus. The transcript has 5 exons. The coding region runs from base 1 to 4470 and encodes 1489 amino acids.
AUGUCUAUUAUUAUAGACGAAGUUGUUGCGUCAGGACCGGUCCCGGAAACUCUUCACGCUCUCUUCACGAAAGGAGAGGCACCAGACAUAAUCCGAGAACAUCCAGGGAAACGGCGCAAACUAGAUGAAGCACAGCCUAGCUAUGAGGACAUCGCAGCCAAUCUUCUAUCCUCAUACCUAACGGUGGCGCGUUUCGACUUGAAAAUUAGAUUUUCUUCUUCCUCACUUAGCAGCGGCUCUAUCUCGUCAAAACGUGGGAGUGAUAAUCAGAGGAAAGUUCCUGUUUUUAUCAAGCGAGCCCGCUUUGUUGGCACGUCCUUCGAGUCGAGUGCGCGACAAUGCCACCUCCGUAUUGCUACCAACCAGAGAGAUAUCGUACUUGACAAAACACUGGAUUGUAGCACAUGUCGAAUUGACCUCGCAAUACCGGGAUUUCUCCCUUCAAUUUAUCGCUCUCGCUCAAAAUUCCCGGUUGCAUGUUAUAUGUCAACGUUGAGGAAGGCUGAGUCAGAUGAGCUUUCAUUUAUACUUGAAACGAAGAUCCUUUGGAAAGAUUCCAUAAAGUUUGAGAGAAUAAGCAAUGAUGCCCUACUACCUUUUUCGCGUUAUCUACCGCAAAACCCACAAGAACCGCCGGUUAAAACACAAUUUUCGCAUGGCCGGUCGAUAAAAGAGUGUUCCUGGAGCCCUAGUGAGUUCUAUGAGAGCGUUCAUGUUCCCUUGAAAACUUUAGAUUUACCGUCAAGCGCCCUAUCGAACUCAUUACAAUGUCAACUUUUCCCUUUCCAGCGGAGAGCAGUCAGGUGGAUGUUGGAGAGGGAAGGGAUGGAAAUUCUCCCAGAUGGCGAAAUACGGGUUCGGCCACCCUCUUUGAGUCCAGGUCUUCCAGAUUCGUUUGAACAGAUAAAAGAUGCUGAUGGUCGAACCUGCUAUGCUAGCCAUCUUUUUCGAAUUUUAACGACAGAUCUUAGGAAUUGGAUCCCUGUGGAACGGACCCUCAGGGGGGGUAUCCUUGCUGAAGAUAUGGGCCUUGGUAAAACGGUAGAAAUAAUCGCAUUAAUUUGCAUGAACAGGAGGCCUGCCCCACCUGGCGGAUUUCCAGUUCUGCGACAAUGGCCUACGCUAACAGAGUCUGGUGCCACCUUGAUCGUCACUCCGCCCACUAUACUUAAACAAUGGCAACAAGAGAUUUCAUCGCAUGCACCAAGUCUCCGCUGUAUUUAUUAUGAAGGCCUCAACCGUACAAAAAUGGGCAAUGAGGAAUUAGUGGUAGAUCUGGCUUCGUGCGAUGUUGUCCUCACGACUUAUAACGUCCUGCAGAGAGAAGUUCAUUUUGCUGAGGAACCUCCUAAACGCUCGUUGCGGCAUAAAAAGAAAGUGUUGCCACGAAAAUCUCCUCUCGUUCAGAUUUCUUGGUGGCGAGUCUGUAUAGAUGAGGCUCAAAUGAUCGAAAGCAGAGUUACCAAUGCAGCAAAAGUGGCUAGAAUUAUACCCAGACAUAAUGCAUGGGCAGUUACCGGCACACCCCUACGAAAGGAUAUGGACGAUGUGCUUGGACUAUUGCUCUUUUUACAUUAUUACCCGUUAUGCAAUUCCUUGGAUACAUGGAUCCGGUUAUACGGGAAUCACAAAUCCCUUUUCAAGACAAUCAUUGGCCGGAUUGUCUUGCGACAUAACAAAACUAUGGUUCGCGAUGAAUUGCAUCUACCACCUCAGAAACGCAUCGUCAUCACUAUCCCCUUCACAGCGGUUGAAGAGCAACAUUACGAUCAACUCUUUGAACAAAUGUGUGAUGAAUGUGGUGUUGACAGAUCAGGAGCUCCAUCUACGGAUGAAUGGGACCCGGAUUCAAAGUCCCUCAUUGAAAAGAUGAGCCAUUGGUUGAGAAGGCUUCGUCAAGCAUGCUUGCACCCGGAACUUGGUGGCGACGGUCGCAAAACCCUUGGCGCAAAUAGUGGUCCUCUUCGCUCGGUUGCUGAGGUUCUCGAAGUGAUGAUUGACCAAAACGAAGCCCGAAUCCGUACGGAAGAACGAUCACUUCUUCUGUCUCAAAUUCGCCGUGGCCAGCUCUUGGAGAAUGCUGGUAGGCCAAGAGAAGCGUUGAAUAUAUGGCAAAAGGCUUUGGUGUUGGCAGAGACUAAUGUUCACGAGUCCCGAACUCAACUUGAAAAUGAACGCAAGAAAGAGCAGAGUGCCAAGCUCAACGGGGUCCACAAUAUAUCGGACGAUGAAGACGAUAUUGACGAAGGAAAAGGAGAGAAGAAUUCUGGUCUUGGGGCUUAUCGCCUUCGCAUUCGAAAUGCCCUGGAAAUUCAGCAUAUUUGCAAAUUCUUCAUUGCAAAUGCGUACUUCCAGAUCAAAACUAAUACAGAGCUUACAAAUCCGGAUUCGGAAGAAUUCAUUGCCCUCGAAAAGCUCGAGGAAGAGAAUUACGAGGCGGCAAAGCUCAUUCGAAAAGAUAUGCUAGCCGAGAUGGAUCGUAGGGUUAAUCGAUAUAUCAAGCAGGUUCAAGUAAAGGUAUAUAACAACGACCUUGUACAUAUCCCUAAGAUGUCUGUAAGGCUUGAUAUCAGUGGCAUGGAAAGUCGACGGAUACUCGACAAACUUGAGAAUUUUUGUGACGCCGUCAAUAACCUUACUCUUCAAUACACUAAAUGGCGCAAUCACAUCGUUAAACUACUUUUGAAACCGCUGAUAGAUGAAGAUGACAAUGCCAAACUGGAGGGCGAUGAAUACGAAUCUUCCACAAAACACCAGGAUGAAAUGUAUGUUUACAUGGAGGCGUUGCAAACCCUGUUCGCUGACUAUCAUGACGCGCUCACCGGUCAAACGAACCUUCUAGUAGCAAAUGAGGUCAAGCUAGGUUUGAAUCGUGCACGGGAUGGAAAUGGACCAGCGCCUGAACUUUAUAUCUCUGUCAUGAAAAUGCGCGAGAAUUUGAAAAUCCCCAAAGAUCUUGGUUCUCUGCGCGGGAUUAUUGGUGAAUUGCGCAGCCUUAUGGUCUCUAUCGAAUGGCAGGAAGCUCGAGGCAGUGCUCGAGCCCACGCUGAACUCGGUAUACUUAACCGUAUCCUACAGGACUCAAGUCAGACAUCAUCGGAACACUCAAAGAUAUCUUCAAAUUUGGAGAAGGAGGUGGAGCUUUUCCGCAAUUUACUAAACCAUCGUCUAGAAUACUACAGACAACUGCAACAUAUAUCAGAUACUGUCGCCCCUUACGACGAAGAAAGCAGGGGAAAGCCUCUUAACGUUGCUCUCUUUGACAGCAAGCUCGAGUUUGAACACAAUAUACAAGCGAAGAUAUCAGCAUUCAAAUCCAAAUACCGUUAUCUCAUUCAUUUGCGAGAUGAGGCUGGGGCGGAUGAGUCAACAAGGAUUUGCAUUAUAUGUCAAUCAACUUUUGAAAUUGGUGUGUUGACUGUCUGCGGUCACAAAUAUUGCAAGGACUGUUUGCGAUUCUGGUGGCGUCAACAUCGAACUUGCCCGAUGUGUAAGAUACACUUAAAGUCAAACGACUUCCAUCAAAUCACAUACAAACCUACGGAGUUGGUUGCACAGGAAGAAAAGUCCACCGAUCACUUUGUACCUGACAACCUCACGAAAAAUUCGAUAUAUUCCGAUAUCAGUUCCGGUGUGCUGAAGGAAAUUAGAAACAUUGAGAUCGGAGGUUCCUUCGGCACCAAAGUCGAUAAUCUGGCUCGUCAUUUGAUCUGGCUACGGCAACAUGAUCCGGGUGCGAAAUCCAUUGUAUUUUCACAGUAUAAACCUUUCCUGGGGAUUCUUGCGCGUGCCUUUUCCCACUUCAAGAUUGGAUUUAGCAGCAUUGAUUAUCAUGAUGGAACCGAGAGAUUUAAACGCGACCCUUCUAUUGAAUGUUUUCUUCUUCAUGCAAAAGCUCAUUCUUCGGGUCUUAACCUUGUUAAUGCCACUCAUGUAUUUCUUUGUGAGCCCCUGAUCAAUACCGCAAUAGAGCUCCAAGCCAUUGCGCGUGUCCAUCGUAUCGGACAACACCGCGAAACGACAGUUUGGAUGUAUCUCGUGUCUGAUUCGGUCGAAGAGUCAAUAUAUGAUAUUUCUGUCUCUCGUCGCCUAGAUCACAUCUCACGCAAGAGAAAGGAAGAGGAGAAUGCUUAUAACCACGUUUCAAGGAUGGGUGAAGGAGAAGAGACUACAAGCGAAUCUAUGGAGACGGUAAUUGAGGCGGCCAACUCUCUUGAGCUGCAGGAUGCGAAUCUGGGCAAUUUAAUGGCAGGGACUGCGGCUGAAGGGGAGAGGGUUCCAGAAGGCGAUCUAUGGCAAUGCUUGUUUGCGAAGACUAGUAGAGGAAAGUCAACAGGGAAUGGCGGGAAUACUGAAGCCCUGCAGAACGAAGUCAACCGACUCUUGAGAGCUGAAGCUGCGGAAGGGAGAAUUGAGGAAGCCGUUAAUGGGGAGGUUCUAACCAAUGGUGAUACAAGUGCUGACUUGUGA